AUGUCAAACGAAGCUACAGACCCAGUGAAUCCAUUCGCUACUUCCCCCUCAUCAUCCCCAGCGCCGUCCCGACCCCUCAGCCCCAGCCCAAGGCCGAAGGAUCACGCCAACCCCGCUUCGGCCUUCUCAUCCCCUACCCCCUCGCGCGGCCCUUCAUCGCUCAUCUCAGCCGCAUCGGGCUCACCGCCCCCGACGCACCGCGCCUCAUUCCCCGAUCCGUCAAAGGAACCGAAGAAGGGGUCUUCCCGCCUCUCGGGCCCGUCAGCGAAACAGGGGUUCUGCUGUGAGCGGGACAAGGAGAUCAGUAAAGGCGAAGAGAUCCAUAUUGUGGAUGCGUUCAAGACGACCGAUGGAGGAAAGGCGACGUAUAUCACCUAUGUGAUCAGAAUAGGAACACACGAGACCCGCAGGAGAUACUCGUCAUUCCUCUCGCUGCAUCAGGCGCUAUCUGGGCUGUACCCGGUUCUCAUCAUCCCGCCUAUCCCGUCAAAGCAGUCUUUGGCCGAAUAUGCGGUCAAAGGCCAGUCCAAAGCCAAGGAGGACGCGGCGACCAUCUCGCGCAGGAAGCGGUUACUGGAGGACUUCCUGCGCCGGCUCGUGCGCCACCCUAUCCUCGGCGGAGAACAUGUUCUUCACAGAUUCCUGGAAGAUGGCGUCAGCUGGGUAAGCUUUCUACCCCUCUUGGUGUCCAGGGUACAGAAGCUGACCUCUCAGACCGAAGUCCUGCAUUCUCCUCCUGUCUCCCUUCUUCCCAAAAACCCUCUCCAUGCACCCUCCCACAACCCUACCUUCCAGCCCGACUCCCCAACCGACAUACCCCUUCCCGACACUCCUCACUCACCGAGCACUUCUUACAUCGCGCACCACCUUCUUCCCACACCAUCACCCACGCACCCCCUCAGGCGCCCAGACCAGCGGUUCAACGACUCCGAGGUAUUCACCGAUAAGUUCCACCAGCACUUCUCGGGGAGCAUGGAAAAGGUCAACAGGAGGGUGGUCAAGCGGUGGGGCGAGCGGGCGCAGGAUCUGAGCGAGCUGGGAGCGGUCUGGAAUGGGUUCAGUCUGGUGGAGAAGGGAGAGCUGGGAUUGGCUGUGGAGAAGGUUGGGCAGGCGGUGGAUCAGGAGUACCUCGCUACGGCUGCUUUGCUACAAGCGUGGGAACGAUCUGCCACUGAGCCUCUUCACAUCUACUCGCAAUUCUCGGCUCUGAUCAAACAACGCCUCUCCUUCCGCCACCAAAAGCACGUCCAAUAUGAGCUUGUCCAGGACACGCUCGAAUCGCAGAAGGACAAGCUCGACCUCCUCGAGAAUGCCGAGCGAGAGGCGCGGCGCCUAGAGGAGGCGCUCGAGCGAGGGGGCUCCAUCAUUGGCGGCAGCACCUCUGGGACGGGAAGUCAAGCGGAUGAUCAGGAAGAGAGGGAGCGAGCCAGGGCGAAGGAGCGGGAAGAUCGGGAGAGGGCAGAACGGUCCGUCUCGAGGGCGAGAGGAGCGGGGUUCGGGCUUUUGUCGGCGGUCAAGCAUAGUUUGAGCGGGAUGAUGGAUGUGGAUCCGGAAGCUACGAGGCGGGCGAACAUAGCCAAGACGAGGGAUAAUAUCGCGCAGCUCGAAGACUCGUUGCUGGCUUCUGAACAGGAUCUCAAGUACGCCUCGAACACGCUUCAGGCGGAUUUGGACCGGUUCCAGAGGCAAAAAGUGGCCGAUAUGAGGCAGAUGGCCAUCCAGCUCGCUACUGUUCACAAGGAAUGGUGCCGCCAGAACUUGGAAGCAUGGGAACAAGCCGCCAAGUCAAUCCGCGAGAUCCCUCCCCAUCCAAAUCAAGUCCCUCAGUCCGCCCAACCCGCCCCUCCCCCCACACUACCGAAAGACGAGCAGUUCGGGAUGGGCGAGACGAUGCGGCGGGAGCUGGAUGCGAUCGAGGCGGCGAGUAAGCCACUGCCGUUGCCGGAUAGUGAGGAGAUGAUGGGCUCUGUGAGGGCUGGGAAGAGGCCUGAGCACCAGCAGCAGCCGGUUCAUGUCAAGAGAGAGGAGGAGGGGGUGGAUAGUCCGUUGGGGCCUUUGUGA
Messenger RNA from Dioszegia hungarica, 2061 nucleotides. RefSeq lists its product as uncharacterized. Lineage: Eukaryota; Fungi; Basidiomycota; Tremellomycetes; Tremellales; Bulleribasidiaceae. The transcript is spliced from 5 exons. Bases 1 to 2061 code for a protein of 686 amino acids. Gene Ontology annotation, biological process: retrograde transport, endosome to Golgi. The record is from RefSeq and is a predicted model, not a curated record. Gene Ontology annotation, molecular function: phosphatidylinositol binding.